This is a messenger RNA of Bombina bombina (fire-bellied toad), 616 nucleotides long. It is a transcript of the gene DNAJC24, whose product is annotated as DnaJ heat shock protein family (Hsp40) member C24. The coding region runs from base 116 to 556 and encodes 146 amino acids. The transcript is spliced from 5 exons. The record is from RefSeq and is a predicted model, not a curated record. NCBI's taxonomy places the organism in Eukaryota, Metazoa, Chordata, Amphibia, Anura, Bombinatoridae. Gene Ontology annotation, molecular function: ferrous iron binding; ATPase activator activity. Gene Ontology annotation, biological process: positive regulation of ATP-dependent activity.
UUGAAUUAUGGCGUGAGUCGCUCGCACUGCGUGAUGGGAAUUGUAGUUCCCGGUUGAAUCAAGUGAGGAGUGUGCCCCUAAUUGAGUGUGAGAAUAUGUUAAAUAAAACAUACUAAUGUCGGCUAAAGUAGAGAACCAAAAGGACUGGUAUAGUAUUUUGGGUGCGAAACCAACUGACAGCCAGACAGAACUUAAACAGAAAUAUCAGAAGCUUGCGUUAUUAUACCACCCAGAUAAACAGAAGAGAGAUCUGCCAGAGGUUCAAUUUGAGGGGAGCCAACAGAGGUUUAUUGAAAUCAGUCAGGCAUGGAAAAUUCUAGGGAAUGAAGAUGCAAAGAGAGAAUAUGACCUGCAGCUGCGUGAAUCUGAAAUGACAAAAAUGUGGCCUGUAGACAAUCAAAUUCAGCUGCAAGAUAUGUCCUGGAUCAGAGAUGAAGAAAGUUAUUCCUUUCCGUGCCGAUGUGGAGGAAGAUAUAUAAUUGCUGAAAAUGAAGCGGUACAGGAUACCUUAGUAUACUGUGAUUCAUGUUCAUUAAUUAUAGAAAUUAUACAAUGAAAUAGUUUAUAAAGUUUUCUACUUUUAAAAUAGGGCAACAAAUAAAAUAUAAUUUAUUCA